AUGUCGCUCAGCUCGGCCCCGGCCGUUACACAAGCUCACAGUGGUGACGAGGCCUGGCGGAAGGCAUUCGACCGCCUCGACCCUGACAUCCGACAAGCCUUCGCUUGGGUGAGCAUGAACAGAGUUGACAUUGUCGGCGCCGUGCUUCGGACCGCCGAUGAUAUGCGCCAGAUUUGUAUCCGCAAGCAGUGGAAGUUCACCACCCCGAGCGGCAAGGUCAUCGUCGCUCGAGACGUCCUUGAAAAGAUUGUGGGCUGGAUCAACCGGUACAAGGCCGUUGGCGAUGUUGCGUCCCAGUUCGAUACAGUCCAUGCAGCGUUGCCUUGGGCGGCAUUUCGCUUUCUUCUCGACACGGCAUGCGGUGACGUUCAAGCGGUCGGUCUCGUAGUUACUGUGCUGGAGAUGGUCGCGCGAAUCAUGGCCCGCAGCAAGAUCAUCGAAGAGGUUUAUAUCCGCGGGUCCAGCCCGGCCGACCUCGCGCAGCCGUUGGAGGAAGCUCUUGUCCUGUUGUUCGCUGAUGCUCUGGUGUUGUUGGCCAAGUGUAUUAAAUACUUGGGUCGUUCUACCGGAGUAUUGAGUGCUGUAAAACUGCCCAUCAACGACGACGACUUGAUGUCACUCGAAAACCGAGAGGCCGAGGUCCUCAAAUUCGCUGCCCUAGCUGAUACCAAGAUAUUGCGUGGGAUUGAUACCAAGAUUGAGACCCUCAGCACCAGAACCACGACCACCUUUGCUGACCUGGAUGCAAAACUCAUUCGCCUGGUGGAUAUAUCCACGAUCACGCAAAAAGCCCUGGAGGAGGACAAACUCAAGGCCCUCCUAGGGUGGUUGUCUCUGGUUCCAGUUGCUCACCACCACAAAGACGUGGCAGGUCGGCGGCUCCAGGGUUCUGCAGCAUGGCUGAUACAACACCCGGACUUUAGAGACUUUCUUAUCUCGAGCUCCUCAUCCAUCUUGCUGCUUCACGGCGUCCGAGGCUGCGGAAAAUCAACUGCUUUCUCAGCUAUUGUCGACCAUCUUCUCCCUCAACCCCAAGCCAACACGGCGGCCUCGCCGCCCUGCGCGUACUUUUACUGCCAGAAGUUGGCUUCCGAGCCCGAACGCGCGUCUCCAGCCUGUAUCCUCAGGAGCUUAGUCAAACAGCUCGCGAUCAUUCCGGGGAAUGAAGCCAGAGUGGCCCAAGAAACGAGGGAAGAGCCCAGCAAGCCGACGGUCGAUGAGUGCAUCAGACACAUUCUGGAUCUUACGUCGGCCAACCCGGCCUACAUCUGCAUUGACGCCGUGGACGAGUUGUCAGAACCUGAUCGUGCUUGUUCGGCCAGCGUCGUCAAGGUCUUCCUCACCGCCCGAGAUAAUGUCCAGCUACACGCUCUGCUAGAGUCCGACGCCAAGAUCCGUGUGACUCCCGCUAAUAACGAAGGCGACGUCAAAGCUUUCGUUCAGGUGCAAGUAAAGAAAGCCAUACAGAGUCGAUGCCUCCUUAACGGCAAUGCGUCCACGGACCUCGUGAAUAAGAUCUCGGAAGUCCUUUUGAAGGGAUCCGGGGAAAUAUUCCUCUGGGUCAAGCUGCAAGUCGACUUCCUGUGUCGAAUGAAGACUGAGCAAGACAUUCUGGAGACCUUGGAGCAUGGGUUAUCCGCUCAUCUCGACCAGAUCUAUGAUCACGCCCUAAAUAGUAUCCUCGCGCUGGACUCGGUGGCCAAGCAAGUUGCUCAGCAGGUCAUUUCGUGGCUUUUGUUUGCCAGGAGAAGGCUUCAACCGGAGGCCCUCUUUUCGAUUCUCGGGCUUGAUCAGCAUCUCCAACUGUCAAAACCCGAGAGACUCAACAUCGUCGACGUAUGUCACAACCUAGUGAUGUUGGAAAAGGACACAAACCAAGACAUAUUCACGCCGGCUUCAGCACACCAGCUCCUGGCCACGGCUUGCCUCCGCCAGUGCACCGCAGGCCCAGGCAGCUUGCCAUUCGUCCAGGACCCGUCCCCAAUCCAAGACUUCUACCACUACGCGGCGGUAUAUUGGCACGAGCAUGUUUGCCACUCCGAAUCAACUGCCACCGACACCUCAUCGGACCCAGUCUCUCACGAAACACUCCACGUCGUCUUUGCAGAGAGCACCGCCGAAGUCACCCCAGCCUUCAUCGUCUGGCUCGAAUGGAUCCGCGAAACCGGCGGCUCGCUCCCGCUUUACCACCCUCUGAAGCUUCCUUUUAAUCUGAUCCUCAAUCCAUCCUUCUCCCCAGUCCACACCGCCUGUGUCUUCGGUGUGCCAACUAUCCUUUCGCACCUCAUCAACACCAACCCAUCCCCCACCGCAGGCCUCUCCGAACCGAACUCAGAUCCAGCACAACAUACACCCCUCUACCUGGCGGCCGCAGAGGGCCACACGAAGCUUAUCACGCUCAUGCUGUCCCACUUCCCGGAUCUCCUGCCAGUUUCGCUGUCGACACCUUGCGGCGCCUAUGGAACACCGCUCAACGUCGCCGCUUUCCGCGGCCACGAAGGCGUAGUCAGGGCUCUUUUGGAUCACCUCGAUUCGUCCCCCAGCGAAACCAUCCAAACUGCAGUUGCUAGUGCGUACUCACACGCCUGCCGCGGCGGGAGGGAGGGGGUGGCGAACCUGCUCGCCAAGGAAAACCAUCGUCUUGGCCUCGACUUGUGGGAUACAGAGCAAAAGUAUGACCGCGUCGUCAAGGAGGCGGUGACGGCUGGGUUUAGGGACCUGGUUGCGUGGCUUAUGGGGCCCGAGGUCAAGCCGAAGGGGACAUCGACGUCAGAAGAUGAUGGAAAAGGGACGAGAGAGCGGAACUUGCUUCUGACGGCCAUCAAAAACGGCCAGGUGGCCGUUGUCAGGGCGUUGUUGCGAAUGGGGCAGAAGUGGAAGGACGCGGUGCCAGCAAACGCGCUGGCGCUCGCGGCGGUGGCCGGUCACGACGAAAUGCUGUCGUAUCUGCAUGAUGAGGUCGGCGGUAUGGAUCUCACAGCCGAGGGCCCGUUUGGGACGGCGCUCCGAAGCGCGAGCCUGAUGGGAUAUGACCGAGUAGUGAGGUUGCUGCUGUCAUGGGAUGCCGAUCCUACGGCUGCUUGUGCGAGGUUGGGUGGUGCACUGCAGGCGGCGGCGCAGAACGGGCAUACACAGAUCAUGAGGCUGCUGAUGGACAAGGGUGCGGACUGCAACCAGCCCGGGCCUCCUUGUGGGACCUGUCUUCAGGCCGCGGCGUACUACGGCCACCGAGACGCUGUCGUGCUUCUUCUCGACCAGGGGGCCAGCAUGUACCAGGAUGGCAGGUCCAAGGAUGCUUUGCAUGCAGCUAUUGAGGGGGGCCAUCGGGAGGUUGCUCUAUUGUUCCUGGAAAGAGGUUACAAUGUGCCUCCCGGAGACUGGAAGCCUUCCAUGUCCUGUGAGGGGCCGCCUCCUCGCCCACGAAAACAGCGCCCCUGGGAGAAGAAGAAAGAACAUAGGGACGAUGGCUCAGGCAGAAUGUCAAGAGACGAUCUCGGGACUGACAGCUCUAGUGGGGGCAGAGAGAACGAUGCAGUGGCGCAAAAUGUCGAUAUAUAUAUGGGGAGCACAGACAAGGAUAUUAGCCAACUCGAGCUCAACGCAGCAAUCGGCAACAUUUCUAAAGUACGCCAAUGUCUUCUACGUGGGACCUCAGACAAUCUAAAAGCGGCGUUUUGUGCUGCGACGGCUACCGGGCAGGUUGAGGUCCUGGAGGUCUUGUUGCGUCGAGCACCAAAGCAGUUGGAUUUCCUGAAUAAGGCGCUUCUUGUUGCAGCACAAUACAACCAGCCCCAGUCCGUCAGGCUCCUGUGCCAAAUAUUGGCAGUCGGAGACGCUAACGACCUAGGACCUUGGGUCUCGACCCUCAGGGAAGCCGCCUCAUCCGGACACACCAUAACCGUCCGCGCUCUUCUCGAGUGCAACCGGCCGAGGCCGUCACCAGCUGUUCUCGAAGGUUUGGCCUCUGUAAUCCGAGUGGCAACCGCAGCAAAGCGUUCGGCAGCAGUCCAUGCCUUGUGGGAAUGGAUAUUGGACGGGGUCAUCGACACCGACGGCCCGAAUUGCGGGAAGUUGGACGGGAUGGAUCUAAACGAACAGGCGUCUGCAUCGUUUGGCAAACUGCUCGUCGCCGCCUUGCGGUCAGAGAAUGCAGAUGCCGUAGAAUCACUGCUUGUCGCGAUGGAGCGGCGAGGCUUCGCACUCGAUUCAGUAAUGCCUGCUUUUGCUUCGGCAUGCAGAGACGGUUCGCAUGCGUUCAGGCCCCUUCUCAGCCGGAGAAGCGGGAAGCUUGCUUUGAAGCCCCUGAGUCUUUUUAUCGGCACCUACACAGCGGCAAUAUUCGGGCAUUGCAAGGUACUGGGUGCCUUGCUUGAUGAGCUGCUCGAGAGGGGCAUCUCUUUAUCUCGCACCACCGUUGUCGACACGGCAUUUGUUGGCGCAGGCAGGCAUGGCCACACCGAUAUCUUGGAAACCUUGGUUGGCACGCCACGGUUUCGAAACGGGAUCUCCAAUAUGCAGGCUACCGUAAACCAUUCUCUCAUGGCCGCAGCCGAGGCUGGUCACAGUGAGGUUGUUCGUUUCUGCCUCCAAACAGGCGCCGACAUUUCCGCGUUUGUCUCGCUGGGACAAGACAUGGUAUAUCUCGACCCGGAGGGGCAACCGGCAGUCGAAAUAAGCCCACAGGACAAGGCCUCCCUCCGAAAGCUGUUAGGCAUGGGACUCGACGGGGACGGACCGCAUGGGUAUUGUGAAUGGAGUCUCACUGGAUUAACCGUUGAUUCGGUUAAAACGAUCCACGACGCGAGACAAUCGCACCGACCAGCAGGCAAUGGCUUGCACAUGGCACUCAAAGGCUUCCGUCGCCCUCAUGAUUUUUCCAAAGCGUUACAGAGCCUGCCGGCCACAGAUGAAGAAGCUAUCAACAUUCGACAGGAGCGACUUGUCUUCAUGAUGCUAGAGAAUGGUUGUGAUCCCCGCACAACAGAUGGCUCUGGGCAGUCUCCCAUUGAGAUGGCGGCUAGAUGGGCCAACGAACGUGUCGUGCAAAGACUUUUUGACGCAGGCAUGUUUGCUCCAACAUCCCAUUGCGAGGACAAGGCCCGACUGCUGGAGACCUGCAUUCGGCUGGCUUCCCAAAACAGGUCGGCCACAGCCUUCCGUGUGGUGCUGGCGUUCCUUAGGGCCGGGGCAAACCUCCCGACAACAAACGACCGGAAACUGACCACGGAGAUGGUGGCCACACUACAACGGACACAGCUCUUGGUUUUGCCGCUCGAUUUGGCCACCUCGGUGUCAUGA
Chaetomium fimeti is the source of this 5298-nucleotide messenger RNA. RefSeq lists its product as uncharacterized. Lineage: Eukaryota; Fungi; Ascomycota; Sordariomycetes; Sordariales; Chaetomiaceae. The transcript has 8 exons. The coding region runs from base 1 to 5298 and encodes 1765 amino acids. The record is from RefSeq and is a predicted model, not a curated record. Gene Ontology annotation, molecular function: protein binding.